This is a messenger RNA of Lotus japonicus, 432 nucleotides long. Its product is annotated as extensin-like. The transcript has a single exon. Bases 1 to 432 code for a protein of 143 amino acids. Lineage: Eukaryota; Viridiplantae; Streptophyta; Magnoliopsida; Fabales; Fabaceae. The record is from RefSeq and is a predicted model, not a curated record.
AUGGAAACUCGUCGAUGUCGACGACGCGACUCACCGGAGCGGAGGCGUGUCUCACCUCCGCAACGUGUCGGCCAGCCGGAGCGAGAGGUGCAGCGAGAGCAGGUUUUUCGUGCUCCAGAGUUCGAGGACGGGAACCAGCCACCACCACCAACUCCUUCGCCUCCACCACCACCUCCACCAUCUUCUACACCACUGCCACCUCCACCUCCAUCACUUUCGUUACCAAGAACACCAGUACACUCACCUGUUCUGUCACUUUCUCUGUCACCACUGCCUCAAAUGACGGUUACACAUGGGGAAUUGCAGCAAAUGAUGCGCAGCAUAGGCGAUACACAGCAGCGGAAUGAACAUCUGCAGGCACAGCUUGAUUUCUUCCGCCAGGAGGAGCAGGACGAAGUUGUAGAAAAAACUUACACGCAUUCACACAUAUAG